AUGUCAAGGGCUCCCAUUCUGAUAAACGAUCUGGUCAAGGGGAACCAAGUAUGGAAAAUGUUGAUUAGGGUUGUUGAUCUUUGGGUUGUUACUGAGAAAAAUGGCCAUCAACACCUUGAGAUGGUCAUUCAAGAUGUAAAGGCUGAUAAGAUUCAUGUCACAAGUUGGAACAGAGAUUUCACAAAUUGGUCUGAACAACUGAAGGAGCAUGAGACUUAUAUUAUGUAUAACGGAGAGCCCGUGGACAACGAAGGUCCUUUAAAAGUCUGUUCCCACCCACUCAAGAUCGUCCUCAACGGAGGGACUACGAUGAUGAAGGCGGUGUUACCCGACAUACCAACCCACAAGUUCAUUUUUCAUCCUAUUGAAGACUUUCUCAAAGGGAACUACAAGCAUGACAUCUUAUAUGAUGUUAUAGGGGUGUUGCAAGAUGUUGUUAAGACACAAAUGGGCGGUGGUGGUAGGAAAUCUUGCGUCAAUAUUACCUUGCGAGAUGUUGAAGGGAAUGUUAUCGAGGUGGCAUUAUGGGAAACUUACGGCAAAUGUCCACCGGAAUCCAAGACAGCUCGGGGACGGCCUAGAAAUCAAUAUGGAGUUCCAAAUAUGGCGCUUAACUUGUGCAGAAAGAUUCCUACACCAACGAAUACGCAACAAACUGACAUGCAAACUCAGACCUCAAAUGCAAACCCACAGCCUUGGUCUUCAGCAUUCCCAAAACGUGGCAGGGGCAGGCCUAGGAAAAAUACCAGUGCUCCUAACCUCCCUAUGAAUCAUAAUACAGAGGUAUACAGCCAAACAAUUAACAGGAAACAGUCUAUUCCAAGUGAAGUCUGCAGAUCAAGCGAAGUUGUUAAACAAUAUGUCCAUGGAAUUCAAGUACCGCAAAAUAGUGGCAGUCUUGGUCGUGACGAGUAUACGCCGGUCUCAACGCCUACACAUGCUCCCAACAAUCGAAAGACGCCAACAUGUCCAGUUUUUACACCUACGGUCAAUUUGGAUUUUAAUAGCGACUCAGACAGUGAUAGCGACUACGACCCCUUUGCAACAUAUCUAUCAGAGGAUGAGAACUUCUCGGAGGACGAAGAUUAUGAUGCUCCUUUCAUAAUUCAUGAUAAUGCUGCCGGCCAUUCUCAAGAAUAUUACGAUAUCGGAUCCCCCCUUAUUGAGUGCCGUUAUUGUAAAGCGAUGAUGUGGUAUCAAGAGAGAAUGCAUAAAAGUUCUCAUUCCGCCAACCCACAGUUUAUGAUGUGUUGUGGAAACGGGAAAGUUGAACUCCCACUGCUUAGAGAGCCUCCGGAAACCCUUGCAAAACUUUUGUUUGAUCACGAGAGUUUGGUUAGUCGCAAGUUCCAACAACAAAUCCGAGUAUACAACAUGAUGUUUGCAUUCACGUCACCAGGGGCAAAGGUUGACAAUCGAUUUAACAAUGGACGUGGGCCUCCAACACUAAGGAUACAAGGUCAAACAUGUCACCGAAUAGGAAGUUUGUUGCCUCCGCAAGGUCAAAAACCUAAGUUUGCUCAGUUAUAUAUUUAUGACACGGAAAAUGAAGUUGAAAAUCGAAUGCAUGGACUAAGGAACAAAGAAGAUUUUGAUCCGGAAGUUGUCAGUCGAUUAGCAAGCAUGUUGUAUCAAUUCAAUCCUCAUGCUAAAAGUUUUCAAAUGGCUAAACAAUGGUUAAAUAAUGGUGAAACUCCAAAUUUAAAGCUACGGCUCAUUUCAAACCGAUCCACCGAUGGCAGGGUCUAUAAUCAGCCAACCGUGUCUGAAGUGGCUGCUUUGGUUGUUGGUGACAUUGACACCGCAGAAAUGAGGGAUAUCAUAAUGCAGACAAAGGGAGGAAGACUUCAAAGAAUCAACGAGCUUCAUGCCGCUUACAUGGCUUACCAGUAUCCUUUGAUAUUUCCUUAUGGUGAGGACGGUUAUAGACCUGAUGUUGCACAUAGAGACUUGCCCGCCAACGAAAACAGCAUAAGAAAUAGGCUCACAAUACGCGAAUGGCUUGCCUUCCGCAUUCAAACAAGGUUAUGUGAGGCUAAGACUUUGUUAUCUUCGAGAAGGUUGUUCCAACAAUUCCUGGUUGAUGGUUACACGAUGUUAGAAUCCGAGAAACUAGAAUGGCUACGUAAAAAUCAACCAAAGCUUCGAGUGACAAAGUACAACUCUUUAGAGAAAGAAGGCGAUCAAAGUCAGGCGCCAGGAAUAAGCAUAGGUAAGCGAGUUGUUUUGCCUUCUUCCUUUGUUGGCGGCCGUAGGUUUAUGGAUCAGUUGUAUUAUGAUGGGAUGGCUAUAUGCAGUAAAGUCGGAUUUCCCGAUUUGUUUAUUACUUUUACAUGUAACCCAAAUUGGCCGGAGAUUCAAAGGGUUCUUGGACCUCUACAUUUGAAGCCUCAAGAUCGUCCGGAUGUCAUUUCAAGAGUUUUCAAAAUCAAAUUCGAUCAACUCCUUUCAGAUUUAACCAAAAAAGGAGUUCUUGGAAAAGUGCUUGCUUAUAUGUACACCAUUGAGUUCCAAAAGAGAGGAUUACCUCAUGCCCAUAUAUUGCUGUUUUUGCAUCCUUCAAACAAAUAUCCAACGCCCGAUGACAUUGACAAGAUCAUUAGUGCGGAAGUACCAGACCCCAGAAGACACCCUCGGUUAUACAAUUUGGUAAAAUCUCACAUGGUCCAUGGUCCUUGUGGUUUUGCAAAUCUCAACUCACCUUGCAUGAAGGAUAACAAGUGCACCAAGUUUUAUCCUAAGAAAUUUCAGCCUACGACUAUAGUGGAUCACGAGGGAUAUCCGGUUUAUAGGAGAAGAAACAACGGACACACAAUUGAAAAGCACGGCAUCAUCUUUCAUAGUGGUCAUGUGGUUCCUCACAAUCCAAGUUUGCUGUUGAAAUACGAAGCCCACAUCAACAUGGAAUGGUGCAACCAAAGUACUUCCAUUAAAUACCUUUUCAAAUAUAUCAACAAAGGUUCGGACCGUAUUUCUGCAAUCAUACAAGGACAGGACAAAAACAACGUUGACGAGAUCAAGCAAUAUUUGGAUUGUCGAUACAUCUCCCCGAGUGAGGCAUGUUGGAGGAUCUUUUCUUAUUCUAUACAUGGAAGGAAGCCCGCUGUAGAGAGACUGUUUUUUCAUUUGGAAGGUGAAAACUCCGUGUACUACAAAGACUACGAGCAAGUUGGUGAUGUUUUACUCAAACCAAGUGUCACCGAGUCAAUGUUUACAUCUUGGUUUGAGGCAAACAAAACUUACGAGGAAGCAAGAUUGCUAACUUAUGGUGACUUCGUUUCUAAAUUUGUUUAUCAUAAAAGAAGUCGGACUUGGAAGCCAAGGAAAAGAGGAUAUACCAUUGGUCGACUCAUUUGGGUUCCUCAAAGCACUGGUGAGUUGUUUUAUUUAAGAAUGAUGCUCACUGUCACAAAGGGUCCUUUGUGCUAUAAAGACAUUAAGAAAGUUGAUGGAAAGCAACUAAAAACUUAUAGGGACGCUUGCUUUGCGAUGGGAUUUCUACAAGAUGAUCGAGAAUUUGUCGAGGCUAUCAAAGAGGCACAUCUUUGGGGUUCCGGUCCAUUUUUACGCAAGUUAUUUGUGACAAUGUUGUUAUCUUCUUCCAUGAACAGACCGGAACAUAUGUGGCGAAAGACUUGGAUGUAUUUAUCAGAUGGCAUUCUCUACGAGCAACGCUUAUUCACAAGAAAUCAAGGUCUGACAAUGAGCGAUGCCGAGCUCAAAGAAAGGACACUUAUGGCCAUUGAGACACUUUUACAAAAUAACAAUCGAACUCUUAAAGACUUCAAGACAAUGCCAUAUCCAAAAGAUUUUGUCGUAGAGUUUACUGGAAAUAGGCUACUUUACGAUGAACUUCAGUAUGAAGUUGUUGCUCAAAAACAAAUUUUUGAUACUUUGUAUGCGUCUCUUACAGAUGAGCAACGGAGCAUUUUUGAGGAAAUCAUGGAUGCUGUAGAAAAGCAACAAGGUGGGGUGUUUUUUUUAUAUGGCUAUGGUGGGAGUGGUAAGACCUUUAUGUGGAACACUUUAUCAGCAGCACUUAGGUCCAAAAAGAAAAUUGUUUUGCCGGUUGCUUCAAGUGGAAUUGCAAGUUUGUUGUUACCAGGAGGAAGAACAGCUCAUUCUAGAUUUAAGAUUCCCGUUCCUACUUUAGAGACUUCUAUUUGCAACAUUGAAAAAAAAGAUGAUAUUGCUGAGCUGCUUAAGUUUACGGAUUUAAUCAUCUGGGAUGAGGCUCCUAUGGCUAACAAGUUUUGCUUCGAAUCUUUGGACAAAUCCUUAAAAGAUAUCAUGAGUGGCCCCACACAUGCAUCUAAGAAAAUAUUUGGAGGCAAGGUUGUUGUUUUUGGUGGUGACUUCAGGCAAAUUCUCCCUGUUAUACCAAGAGGUACUAGAUCUGAUAUUAUCCAUGCAACAAUUAAUGCUUCUUAUAUUUGGGAUCAUUGUAAAGUAUUGAGACUUACAAAGAACAUGAGAUUGCAAAGUGGUCCACCUACUACUACAGCUGAUGAGAUUAGGAGCUUUUCUGAGUGGAUUUUAAAUAUUGGAGAUGGGACCAUGUGUGAACCUAAUGAUGGUUAUGCUGAUAUCUGUAUUCCAAAUGAGUUCAUAAUUUCAAACUUUUCAGAUCCGAUUCAGGCCAUUGUUGAAGAUACCUACCCUGAUCUCAUUCAUAAUUAUCUUGAUUCCAAUUAUCUUCAAAGUCGUGCGAUUUUAGCUUCAACAAUCGAAGUAGUUGAUGAUAUCAACCAAUAUAUCACUAACCUUCUUCCAGGUGAAGAGAGAGAAUACUUUAGUAGUGAUUCCAUUGAUAGAUCUGAUGUAACUAACUUUGAUGCAUAUGAGCAUGUGACACCCGAGUUCUUGAACGCUCUUAAAACCUCAGGAUUGCCUAACCAUUCAAUCAAGUUGAAAGUCGGGGCCACUAUUAUGUUAAUGCGCAACCUGGAUCAGUCAGAGGGCUUGUGCAACGGCACACGACUAACUGUAACCAGACUUGCUGCCCAUGUCAUUGAAGCGAAGAUCAUUUCUGGGAAAAAUAUUGGUAACAUCUUUUAUAUUCCUAGAAUGUCUUUAUCCCCCUCACAGUCUCCAUGGCCAUUUAAAUUGGUGAGACGCCAAUUCCCAAUCAUUGUUUCCUUUGCCAUGACUAUUAACAAGUCACAGGGCCAGUCACUUGACAAUGUGGGAUUGUAUUUGCCAAAGGAAGUUUUUAGUCAUGGGCAAUUGUAUGUCGCUAUCUCAAGAGUCAAAUCCAAAAAGGGAUUAAGGAUUCUUAUUCAUGACAAAGAGAAACAACCUAUGCUCUCUACCACCAAUGUUGUUUUCAAGGAAGUCUUUCAUAACAUUUAA
Molecule: messenger RNA, 5352 nt
Organism: Vicia villosa (hairy vetch)
Lineage: Eukaryota; Viridiplantae; Streptophyta; Magnoliopsida; Fabales; Fabaceae
Exons: 13
Coding region: 1-5352 (1783 amino acids)
Biological process (GO): regulation of DNA-templated transcription; DNA repair; telomere maintenance
Molecular function (GO): DNA helicase activity
Source: RefSeq, a predicted model, not a curated record